AACAUGUCAGAAUUGGUAAACCUUAUGAAUCGGAUCCUAGAUUAUAAUUAAUUAAAUCAACCCUUUAUUAAUAUUAUAGCCCUUUUUCAUUUCGAUCUUUUUUUGAAGCUUCUUUCAUUGCUCUCACUUGGAUUUGCAAUCAACCAUGGCUGACGAGAUUGAACUUAAGACUGCCCCAGCUGAUUUCCGGUUCCCAACAACCAAUCAAACAAGGCACUGUUUCACACGCUACGUUGAGUUUCAUAGGUGUGUUGCUGCAAAGGGUGAUGAGGCUGUUGACUGCGAUAAAUUCGCAAAAUACUACCGUGCACUUUGCCCUGGUGAAUGGGUCGAGAGGUGGAACGAGCAGAGGGAGAACGGGACUUUCCCAGGCCCUCUUUAAUUAAAACAUUGGAUCGCAGCAUCCUUUUGGUUCAUGCAAUAUUGGUUUCCAUUUAAUGUUCUUUUUUGAAAGGUGAACCUGGUUUAAUUUUCUUUUGAAUUGUCAAAGGAGUCAAUAAGGAACUUCUUCCUAAUUGUUGUUGAAAAGCCUUGGAGCUGUAUACAGUUUCUCAGUUUUUAUUUUUUGGAUGUUUGUUCUUAUUCAAAGUUCAAAGACAUGGUUUCUUCUGCUUC
Messenger RNA from Lycium barbarum (goji berry), 615 nucleotides. Its product is annotated as cytochrome c oxidase subunit 6b-2. The record is from RefSeq and is a predicted model, not a curated record. NCBI's taxonomy places the organism in Eukaryota, Viridiplantae, Streptophyta, Magnoliopsida, Solanales, Solanaceae. Gene Ontology annotation, cellular component: respiratory chain complex IV; mitochondrion. Bases 146 to 382 code for a protein of 78 amino acids. The transcript has 4 exons.